Geodia barretti is the source of this 660-nucleotide messenger RNA. Lineage: Eukaryota; Metazoa; Porifera; Demospongiae; Tetractinellida; Geodiidae. The record is from the annotation of a GenBank genome assembly.
AUGGGAACUCUUUAUGUUGUGGGCACACCGAUCGGAAACCUGGAAGAUAUCACCCUCCGAGCAUCCCGGGUGCUAGCGAAAGUGGCUCUGGUGGCCGCCGAGGAUACGCGGGUAACCCGCCGGCUCCUAGCCCACCUGAAGGCUCGAGUUCCCCUCGUAAGUUGCAACGAGCACAACUGGUCAGCGCGUCUUUCCGAACUGCUAACGGCCCUGAAGUCGGGAGACGUUGCACUGGUGACGGACGCGGGAAUGCCGUCGGUCAGCGACCCCGGAUCGGAAGUAGUUCGCCAGGUGGCAGCAGCGGGACAUUCCGUUGAAGUCAUACCUGGCCCUUCGGCAGUGACGACGGCUCUGGCAGUCUCCGGCUUGCCCGCCGACACUUUCCUUUUUCUGGGGUUCCUGCCACGCCGUCGGGUUGAACGUAAGAAAAAGCUGGCCGCGGUAGCCCGAGUUACCGACACCCUGGUGAUAUUCGAAGCCCCUCACCGGAUGCGGGCCACGCUGGAAGACUUGCUUUCAGUCCUGGGCGACCGGCAAAUGGCAGUAUGUCGCGAACUGACCAAACUCCACGAGGAGGUCAAACGGGUGACCAUUUCCCGAGGCCCUCGCAUACUUCGCCACACCCCGAGGGGAAUUUGUGCUGGUGGUGGCAGGCUAUGA